AUGUGCAAUCCUGAUCCUCGCCCUUGCAUGGGGAUGAUUCUUGCGAGGUGCGAUUGCAGUCAUGAGUAUUUCAACCAUGCUGGGGGCGGCGACGGUAACUGUGGAUGCGUCACCGCGCUUGACGCGCGGUGCGCCGAGGCCGGCGCGCAGUCCAGCGCUGGAACUGUUCGCAUCUACAUGGUGCAGGCGGACACCAUGAACGCGUCUGCGACAGCGGAGCCCGAGCCAGAGCCGGAGCCAGAGCCCGUCUCGCUGUCGCAGAUCCAGAGCGCGCAGUACGCAGUGGUCCUGAGCCCUCAUUUCCACACCCUUGGUGAGGUGCUGCCAGAGGGUCCUAGGUCGCCGCUCGGAGACCAUGGCAUCGCCACGUCCAGCAGCGCGGGCUAUUAG
Molecule: messenger RNA, 390 nt
Organism: Prorocentrum cordatum
Lineage: Eukaryota; Dinophyceae; Prorocentrales; Prorocentraceae
Source: the annotation of a GenBank genome assembly